CUGCAAACUGGAAAGUCCCUGACAACCAGAGAGGCUUCAGUCAGGACAACAGCGCCCAGGGUUUGUCGUUUUAAAUAGCGGAUUUAAAACACCGUGCUCGCUUCGCUGUGUCUCCGGAUAUAAAAUUCUGCGAGGUUGUUUCAUUCGUGAUUUAAAAAAAAAAACAUUUUUUUUCCCCAGCCGAACCGAGUAGAUGCUCCCCUGCGAGUGCUAGCUGCCGUUAGCAGGCUUGCUCUUUGUGUGGCUAGCUGCUAGCUGAGUGAGGGAUGUUUUGUUGUUGUUAAACCGAGCAGCCCUCCCGUCGUCUGGGAGAGGAGAUUCAUCGGCUUGUGUAUGGAAAAAACGCCGUAUCGACGCCUUCUCACUCGCUGACAUUGUCUGCGAGACUGGCCCGUGAACUCCACCACUGUUUUUGACGCUGGUAAAGCGACACCGAGAGAGGGGAGAGUUUGACCGAAGAGGGAGGAGAUGGGAAACUGUCUGAAAUCUCCGACCUCGGAUGAUAUUUCUUUGCUACACGAAUCUCAGUCGGACCGGGCCAGCUACGGAGACGGUGCUGACCCCGACCAGGAGCCACCGCCCCCCUAUCAGGAGCAGAUCCACGUGCCUGUCUACCACCCAACACCCAGCCAAGCACGACUAGCCACUCAGCUGACAGAGGAGGAGCAGGUACGCAUUGCCCAGCGAAUCGGACUCAUCCAGCACCUUCCAAAGGGUGUCUACGACCCGGGGCGGGAUGGCUCUGAGAAGAAGAUCAGAGAGUGUGUCAUCUGUAUGAUGGACUUUGUGUAUGGAGACCCCAUCCGGUUCCUGCCCUGCAUGCACAUCUACCACAUGGACUGUAUAGACGACUGGCUGAUGAGAUCCUUUACCUGCCCCUCCUGCAUGGAGCCUGUGGACGCCGCGCUGCUUUCCUCCUAUGAGACCAACUGACACACAUGCCCACAGACUCCUGUGGACCAGACUGAAAACACACACACACACACACACACACACACACACACAAUAUGCACACACACACACACACACACACAAUAUGCACACAAAUGAACAUGCACACACUUUCAUCUUGCUAACCUGUAUCCUGGAUUAGUAAGGUGUUGAUAUAAAGCAGUGACAAUGUUAAAGAUUUAGGAUGAACUCUCUCUCUCUGUGUGUGUGUGUGUGUGUGUGUGUGUGUGUGUGUGUGUGUGUGUGUGUGUGUGUGUGUGUGUGUGUGUGUGUGUGUGUGUGUGUGUGUGUGUGUGUGUGUGUGUGUGUGUGUGUGUGUGUGUGUGCGCGCUACACAAGUUCCUCAGUUGGCCUGCUGGACAGGAUUGGAGGAAUGAACAGAGUGGUGUUGUUAAGGACAAGCAGGAAGAAGGUGGAUUGAGGAGUUAGACGGGAGCUGACAAUGGGGAAUGAGAUGAUACAAGUGUAAAGGGAAGUUAAGAGGAAUGGAUGACGGUUAACUGAUAUGAUUAAGAAACCUUUCCAAGAUCUGCUUUUUUUUUUAUACACAUACUUCCUUUAUUUAGUCCCUAUCAUUUAAAUGAACUGCGACAGAAUGCAGAAGGAAGGACAUCUGACCACCAUCAUCAGGCUGCAGAUUGUGUUUGUUGGACUGCUGAUGCCUGAUUACUAUAAUGUCAUACUGCAGACAGAGGGAAAACUCCCUCAGAAGAUCUGCCAGAUGCUUUGAUGUGUCUCCACACAGACGCCUGUUUCAAAGUCAUAUCUGCUGCAAAAACUGCCACACAUGGAGAUGUGUGAUUUAAAGACUGCUUAAGAUGGACAUCAGUCUUAAGACUACGAACAUCAGAUAUAUAUUCUGCAGACAUACCGCAGGCCUCCACUCGUCUGUGGGACCCCAGGUCUCGAGUUGUCUGUCUGUAUAGAUCUUUUAGGAGAAAAUUAAGAUUGGUUGGUGGAUUGAUUGUCCUGUGGCUUUGUUAAAUCCGUUCUGUGUUUGUUUUGUCAGUCAGCACAAGGGCUCUGUUGAACCAGUGUUUACCAGCAACACAGGAAUGGCAAAAGGAAAUACAGUAUGUGCUUUAGUCACUAAUGUGAUGGAUGGCUGGUAGACUGUUUCUGUCAAGCUACGGACUCCUCAUGACAGAGAGAUCUCAGAUUAUUGGCUAAAGCACAAGUAGACCAGUUGACAAACUAUUAAUACAAAUCCAAGAUAUUUGCACUUAUUAAUCAGACUUGUGAUAAGAGUUGACCAUUAUGCAUUCAGUAAUUAUGUCAAAGUGAUUUGAUGUGAUUUGCGUUACCUACAUUCUCAUUACCAUUGCAGUGAUUUGUAGUAAAAGUCACUAUCUCUGUGGACCAGGAGUAAAAUCAUAACUUAUUACCGGUGACCUUAAACAAACUACUGAUUUUCAAGUUGUUGCCCCAGUUAUUGUCCAGAUUAUUCAAUUCUGAGGACAAGUCAUAAAAAAAAUAUAUAAACAAUGUUGAGCUCAUGUGUUGCAUAUGUAGAGUCAAGCAAAAGGCAAACAAAACCAGACCCAGCCAAAACCACAGGGGUUAACGCUGUCAGGACACUGGUGGUGUGUCAGUGAAUAUGAAAGAUGAUGCCUACUUUACCCGAUGUGGUCAUUAUCAGCCAUUGCUAACUAUGUUUUCCUCAGUUUAGAAAGGUUAUAUUUAUAACCAUUUUUCACCCAGUUUACUAUUAAAGCACAAAGAGAUCCAGUUGCUCAGUUAUGUUUUCCUUCUCUCCGCUAACUUUCACAUGUAGGUGAGUCAUGCAGGAAAUUCUAAAUCAUUUGAGCCCCUUUGCAUAGCGGGCAUGAUACAGAUCCAACACAGUUUCAAAACAUGCCUUUAGUGAUCUGUGUAUGUGUGUACAUACCUGCGUGUAUGUAUUUGUACUAGGCUUUAUGGCCUUUGUGUGUGUGUGUGUGUGUGUGUGUGUGUGUGUGAGAUAAAUUGGGGGGUGGGGGUGGUGUCAGCACCUUAGUCUUUGCACAGUGCUUUAAUCUACGUAACUCUUUAUGUUGUACAUUGUCCUCCAUCAGUAAGGUGGAGCCUCAUGGCCUUAGGUUACACAUGACUGACUGAGUGAGGGUUGGUAUCAGCUGCUAAAACGUGGAGCAGAGUCCAGUUAACUUAACAAGAAGAGGGCGAUGAUACGAAGACAGUCAAGACUGAAAAUGCUGCUGCCGAGCUGUCAUUGUACAGAUCGUGUCGUAAAGCAUACAAAGGUGUGUCAAGAAUAUUGUCCAACUACAUUGUCAAAACUAAUAAAUAAAUUGUCAGUGUAUUGUGGUGUUUGGAUUGGAUUUCUGUCAAAUCACAUAUUCCUGAGAAGUCCUGUAGGUUUGCACAGCCAGUUCCCGCCUGCUUUCAUCGGCUUUCUGCAAUAGUCCUGCAAUACAGAGGAUGACAGUUUUGGAUACAAUGGCAUUUUUCACAGAGUUUUGAUCUCAGUCUGGACCUAAUCAGGGGUGGGACUGGCAAUGCAGGAAAAUAAACAAUAAACAAUGCCGUGUCAUUAUGCAUGUGUUUGUAUCUAUAAUAGUUCCUCAGAAUAUAAUCAAAGAAUCAGUUUAACUAAAAACAGAAGCCACAUGCAUAGCCUGGGUCAUGUGAGGACAAUCUCCCAAAGUUAUAUACAUUGACUCCCCACGCGUGCCACAAGCACUUUCUGGGGAGUUAACUUAUCACAUAUUUGAGCUCUUAUUCCUAAAUAGAUUUCCCGUCCUGUGCUGAAAGUUCAGUUAGAAAAUGUGCUCACAUCUCCAGGAAAAUGACUCAUGGGUAUCAACACUGAUGGUCUGACAUUCACUAACAAUGAAAUGGCUGCACAGAAUCUUGCUUAAUCACAGGCCAGAUGGAGUUUUGGCUCUGACUUUGAAUCUCGGCAGAGACUUAUUUAUUUAAAAUGCUUCAACUCACAGGAGUGAAAAGUGAAUGCUGAUUUAGGGUGGAUUUUCUGCUUUAAUUACAGGAUUGAACAUGAAGGUUUGCUCAUAUGUGAAUAGGGGUAUGUGUGUUGUAUGUUUGUGUAUGGAUGCUAGUUAGACCUUUCCUUGUUUGUAAGCAUAAAUAUGCAUAUUCUAUGUACUACAGGCAAAUAAUAAAUAGACAUGCAACAGAA
This is a messenger RNA of Dicentrarchus labrax (European seabass), 4087 nucleotides long. It is a transcript of the gene rnf11b, whose product is annotated as ring finger protein 11b. The record is from RefSeq and is a predicted model, not a curated record. Lineage: Eukaryota; Metazoa; Chordata; Actinopteri; Moronidae. The transcript is spliced from 3 exons. The coding region runs from base 469 to 933 and encodes 154 amino acids.